This is a messenger RNA of Eruca vesicaria subsp. sativa (arugula), 1284 nucleotides long. The record is from the annotation of a GenBank genome assembly. Lineage: Eukaryota; Viridiplantae; Streptophyta; Magnoliopsida; Brassicales; Brassicaceae.
AUGGACACCAAAUCAGUAGUGGAGUUCCUUGGAAACGUUCCAUUACUUCAGAAGCUGCCCAGCUCUUCUCUUAAGAAAAUCGCCCAAGUUGUUGUCUUGAAGCGCUACGGGAAAGGGGAGUAUGUGGUUCGUGAAGACCAAACUUGGGAUGGUUGCUUUUUCAUUUUCUCUGGAGAGGCUCAGGUUUCUGGACCAGACGACGAAGAAAACCGUUCCGAAUUUCUCUUGAAACAAUAUGAUUACUUCGGCCAUGGUAUUUCUGCGCAUGUUCAUUCAGCUGACAUUAUUGCUACCUCCGAGCUCACAUGUUUGGUGUUGCCGCGUGAUCAUUGCUCUUUGCUUCAGACCAACUCAAUCUGGCAGUCGGAUCAAGAUGUUGACAAAUGCUCUUUAGUCGAACGCAUUUUACAACUUGACCCUUUAGAACUGAAUAUCUUCAGGGGUAUCACUCUACCUGAUGCUCCCAAAUUUGGAAAGGUUUUCGGUGGUCAAUUUAUGGGACAGGCACUUGCUGCGGCAUCAAAAACUGUUGAUUUUCAGAAGAUUGUCCACAGUUUACAUUCUUAUUUUCUUCUCGUUGGAGAUAUCGAUAUCCCCAUUAUUUAUCAAGUUCACCGUAUACGUGAUGGGAACAACUUUGCCACUCGAAGAGUAGAUGCAAUACAGAAAGGGAAUAUCAUUUUCAUAUUGAUGGCUUCAUUUCAGAAAGAGCAACAGGGAUUUGAUCACCAGGAGUCAACCAUACCCUCUGCACCGGAUCCUGAUACGCUUCUGUCACUAGAGGAGUUGCGUGAACGUCGUAUAACUGACCCUCAUCUACCUAGGAGCUACCGGAACAAGGUUGCAACUGCAAAUUUUAUUCCAUGGCCUAUAGAUAUUCGGUUUUGUGAGCCCAGUAAUUCUACAAACCAGACAAAGUCUCCGCCAAGAUUAAUGUACUGGUUUAGAGCAAAGGGAAAGCUUUCUGAUGACCAAGCUUUGCACCGAUGUGUUGUGGCAUUUGCUUCGGAUUUGAUAUUUGCAAGUAUCAGUUUGAACCCUCACCGUAGAAAGGGUCUGAGAUCUGCUGCACUUAGCCUGGACCAUACGAUGUGGUUUCACCGACCUCUAAGAGCUGAUGACUGGUUGCUCUUUGUGAUUGUUAGUCCAAUUGCGCACAUGACUAGGGGUUUUGUCACUGGUGAAAUGUUCAACAGAAAAGGAGAGCUGGUUGUAUCGUUAACACAAGAGGCCUUGUUAAGAGAGGCAAGACCUCCUAAACCCUCCGUGACGUCUAAGCUCUGA